AUGUCAGGCGCAAAUGACAGAGAAGCAGUCUUCCCCACCCGCCAAUCCCUUGGAGCUAUGAAGUCCAAACUGAAAGGCGCUCAAAUCGGCCAUGACCUCCUCAAGCGCAAAUCCGAAGCCCUCACCAAGCGUUUCCGAGAAAUCACCCGCCGUAUAGAUGAAGCCAAACGCAAGAUGGGUCGUGUCAUGCAGAUCGCCGCUUUCUCCCUCGCCGAAGUCACAUAUGCCGUGGGCAACAGCAGUAUUUCCUACCAGAUUACCGAGAGUGUGAAGCAAGCCAAGUUCCGGGUGCGGACAAGGCAGGAGAAUGUUUCUGGUGUGUUUCUGCCGCAGUUUGAAAGUGUGCAGAGGGAUGAUGUGGGGAGUGAUUUCCAGAUGACGGGUUUGGGGAAGGGUGGACAGCAGGUACAGAAGUGUAGGGAGACCUAUACACGGGCUGUGGAAACUCUGGUGGAGCUUGCUUCACUACAGACUGCGUUUGUAAUCUUGGACGAGGUCAUCAAGGUGGUGAAUCGAAGAGUCAACGCUAUGUAUGCUCUACAUCCUUCUGCUUGUGAGAAUAUAACUGACUUGGAGCUUAGUGAGCACGUCAUCAUCCCACGAACAGAAAACACGAUCAAAUACAUCAACUCUGAGCUCGACGAGCUAGAUCGUGAGGAGUUCUUCCGACUCAAGAAGGUCAAGGGUGUCAAGGAGCGGGCACAGGCUGAGCAAGAGGCAGAGAGGAACAAGACUGCGCAGAACGAUAGCGACAAGGAGAAUCAGCAAAAACGGAGUAAUGCUGAGGAUGCGCCUACUACGAAUGUGCUGGGCGAUGAGGGUGAUGAGGAUGUGAUCUUUUAG
Recurvomyces mirabilis is the source of this 843-nucleotide messenger RNA. RefSeq names its product H(+)-transporting V1 sector ATPase subunit D (gene VMA8). The transcript is spliced from 2 exons. The record is from RefSeq and is a predicted model, not a curated record. Gene Ontology annotation, molecular function: proton-transporting ATPase activity, rotational mechanism. Gene Ontology annotation, cellular component: vacuolar proton-transporting V-type ATPase complex; fungal-type vacuole membrane. Lineage: Eukaryota; Fungi; Ascomycota; Dothideomycetes; Mycosphaerellales; Teratosphaeriaceae. The coding region runs from base 1 to 843 and encodes 280 amino acids. Gene Ontology annotation, biological process: vacuolar acidification.